This is a messenger RNA of Cornus florida, 1432 nucleotides long. RefSeq names its product probable prolyl 4-hydroxylase 9. Gene Ontology annotation, molecular function: procollagen-proline 4-dioxygenase activity; L-ascorbic acid binding; iron ion binding. Gene Ontology annotation, biological process: peptidyl-proline hydroxylation to 4-hydroxy-L-proline. Gene Ontology annotation, cellular component: endoplasmic reticulum. The transcript is spliced from 8 exons. NCBI's taxonomy places the organism in Eukaryota, Viridiplantae, Streptophyta, Magnoliopsida, Cornales, Cornaceae. The record is from RefSeq and is a predicted model, not a curated record. The coding region runs from base 282 to 1166 and encodes 294 amino acids.
AAAUGUAAAACGGAACUCUUGCCAAAUGGUGCUAACAAGUCUGCCCCAAAAUCCAAGGAACUGUAGAUUUAGAAGUAGAAAUUUCCCGCCGCGUGAGAUGUCAAUGAUGACAUCUUCCACUUUGCUCCUUUUUAAAACCAGAGGACUCUGACACACGAGAAAUUAUUGGCAGCAACGGAGCAAAAAAAAAAAAAAAAUAACAAGAAGAGUUUAAAAGCAAAAAAGCCUUUCAAUUGAUUUGAAUCUUUGAGACCAUUCUCGUUUGAUUCAUCAUCAAAGAAAUGAAGAGCAAAGGCAAGGUAGUAGGAGGAGGAGCUUGGUGGAGCUUCGGCACCAAGCUAGGGUUACCUGCUAUCUUCCUCUUAUGCUGCUUCUUCUUCCUCGCCGGACUCUUCGGUUCCAUGCAUCUUUCUCAGGAUGAAUCUGGUUUGUGGCCGAGGCCUAGGUUACUUGAAUCUGUCACUGAGGGGAGAGAUUUUGAUCCGUUGCCUCAAGGCGAUACCGGUGAAGAUUCGCUUACAUCGAUCCCCUUUCAGGUUUUAAGCUGGAAACCACGUGCAGUGUACUAUCCUGAAUUUGCAACUGCGGAACAAUGCCAAAGCAUAAUUAAAAUUACAAAGAAACACCUUGCACCAUCGACCUUGGCUUUACGUAAGGGAGAAACAGCAGAAAAUACCAAGGGAAUCAGAACAAGCUCUGGCAUGUUUAUAAGUGCAUCUGAAGACAAAAGUGGGAUUUUGGAUGUCAUUGAGGAGAAAAUUGCAAGGGCCACAAUGAUUCCCAGAAGUCAUGGGGAGGCAUUCAAUGUCUUGCGCUACGAGGUUGGGCAGAGGUAUAAUUCUCAUUAUGAUGCGUUCAACCCUGGUGAAUAUGGCCCACAAAAAAGCCAAAGGAUUGCUUCUUUCUUGUUAUAUUUAUCUGAUGUUGAAGAAGGUGGAGAAACAAUGUUCCCAUUUGAGAAUGGAUUAAACAUGGAUGCAAACUAUGAUUUUCGCAAGUGUAUUGGUUUGACAGUGAAGCCACGGAGAGGUGACGGGCUUCUUUUCUAUUCACUAUUUCCAAAUGGUACAAUUGAUCCGACAUCACUACAUGGGAGCUGUCCAGUAAUUAAAGGGGAGAAAUGGGUAGCCACAAAGUGGAUAAGGGAUCAAGAACAGUAUGAUUAAAUGUUUGUAUUCAAAUCAAUACAUUCUUCAUUUCUUUGAGUUUCACAAUUCCGGUUAAUAGGAAGAAUCUGCUGCUGAGAACUCUCCUAAGGAAUUUUGUGUUGUGUAAGUGCUGCAAUAUCUGCCAAUUUUCCCAACAAAAUGUAGCCGUAGGAUGUAAUUGUUGUAAAAUUGUUGUGAAUUAAUGGACAGAGAUGAAUGAAAGUGUCUAAUGUGUGAAGAAGGGGUAAUUUACUAAAUAAAUUCAAAUGGUUACUUUUCUGUAA